Xyrauchen texanus (razorback sucker) is the source of this 2216-nucleotide messenger RNA. It is a transcript of the gene ubxn6, whose product is annotated as UBX domain protein 6. Gene Ontology annotation, molecular function: protein binding. NCBI's taxonomy places the organism in Eukaryota, Metazoa, Chordata, Actinopteri, Cypriniformes, Catostomidae. The transcript has 11 exons. The coding region runs from base 112 to 1425 and encodes 437 amino acids. Gene Ontology annotation, cellular component: cytoplasm. The record is from RefSeq and is a predicted model, not a curated record.
UUCCGGUCCAGAACUGUCCUCUUCUCGCUGUAAACACAUCGCUUGGGUGGUACUGUGACAAAUUGUUAACUGCAUAUUAUUGUACAUAUUGCUCUGUAUCAUUAGCUAAGAAUGAAGAAGUUUUUUGAGGAAAUCAAGAAGGAUGUAAAAUUCAAGUCAGCAGGGCCAGGGAAGAAACUUACAGACGACACAGGGUCCAAACCUCAGGCCCCACAGGCUGCUCGUUCAGUGCCCAAAAAGGCCCCCACUGAGGGUGCUCAAAGGGCAGGAGCCGCCGCCCUGGCCAGAAUCGAGCAACAGCCCCGGCCGAAAGUGCUAACAUCCCAGGAUGCAAUAAGGAACCAAGUUAAGCGUGAACUUGAAGCAGAGGCAGCUGCAACAGCGGCUGGUCAAAAGAAUGCAGAUUUCGAGGGCUCCAGUGUUCCACAGAAAGAUCCAUCUUAUUUCUCAGUGUCAGGAGUGUAUUUCAUCUGUCCUCUCACUGGAAAAACCAUAACAAAGAGUGAGAGAGAGUCACACAUCAAGGAGGCCAUUCUGAUGUGGUUUUCAGAGGAUGCAGUGGAAGCCUCCAUUAUGAUGAUUCACACCUUUAAUAAAGAUAAAGAGAAAGUAAAGGCUGCCAUGGACAUCAUCUGCAAGUACAUUGAUAACAUUUGUAAGAAUCUAACUGAAGAAAAGUAUCGGAAGAUCAGAAUCAGCAACAAAGUGUUUCAGGAGAAGGUUAGCAGAAUCGAGGGAACUCGGGAGUACCUGCAGGCCUUGGGAUUUGAGAGCACCAUGCUUCCAGUAGAUGGAGAAGAAAGGACUGAGGAGUACUUGGUGUUGCCGCAGCAGGAACCAGAGGCUCUGGAGCAGAUGAAGGUUCAUUUGGAAUGUCUGCAGAAGGGGGAGCCAAUUAGAGCGAAACUGGACCGUCAACCACAGGUCUUCAGACCCUCUCAGCACGCAACAAACUUUGAGCUGCCCCCUGACUUCUACAAUAUGACCGCAGAGGAACUGAAGAGAGAACAGCAACUUAAGAGUGAAAUGGUGGAGAGAAAUGCUGUGCUUCGAACAAAAGCCAUGCGAGAAAAGGAGGAGCAGAGAGAGAGAAAAAAAUACAACUAUGCCCUUCUGAGAGUGCGGUUACCAGAUGGAAAUAUACUCCAGGGCACUUUCUUGGCGUGGGAGAGGGUGGCAGCAUUGUACCAGUUUGUGCGUGAUUCACUGGAGAACGGCUGGCAGCCCUUUGAGCUGGUUGCACCAGGAGGACAAAAACUGAAGGAUGAUGAGGAGUUAGCCCUGAACGAGUGUAGCCUGGCUCCAGCAGCUCUGUUGACCUUCUCGUGGGAUGCUGCAGUACAGGCUGAUAUCACUGCUGCAGGAGGAAAGACUACAGUUCUGAUUAAACCAGCACUAUUAAAGAACAUUAAGACCCUCUGCUGAACAUUUUAUGUUGCUGUUCCUGCCUGCAUUCUCUUGCCAAUCCUAGAGAGUCCCUGUCUCAUCUUCCAAAAACCCUCUUCUGGAGAUUCCAUAAUCCCAACACUGUUUCACAAGAUGAACUUGAUGCAUUGGUUGCAUCCAUGAAUUAGGUGGAUUUAAAUGGUGCUAUUAUAAACUGUAGUAUCAUAAACAUCAAAGUACCUUGCUAUCAGUGAUGUGUUGUUGGGAGCACUAGCACCUUACAGGCCAUGUUCAAACAAUUUGUCAUCCUAUAAUAAUGCUUUGUUGCUUAAUGUCUGGCCUCCUUAGAAAGAAGACUGUUGAAAUGUCAUAUUUGCUACAUCUCAGAUCGGAACUGGCAUGUGUUCAAAGAUGAAACAGUUAUAAUGCAGCAAAUUAAAAGCACUUUUUUUUAGAUACUGCUGAUGAAAAAAAUGCUAAAGUCUACCAUAAAUUCUUAUUCUGACAUCAGAAGCACUGUAUUUGGAAUUUAUCUAACAUGAGCACUACAGAUCGGCUUUUGUGUAGUAAAGAACCUUCGUUUUCCACUUAACAAAAAUGAAGGGACAUGCUAAUGUUUUAACAGAACUUAAGCUCUGGCUCUUAACACAAAUAAACAUCCACUUUUCAAUUGUCACAAUAUCAUAUAUAAUGUGAUAUAUAAACUUAAUAACUAGUUUGUAAAAUGUUCCUUUAUUAAACUGUAUAAAAUAUACAGUGUUGUAUUUUACAUAUAUGCUUGUAGAAUUCCAAAUGUUCUGUGGCUUUUGAUGUAAUUUAUGAAAUAAAAC